AUGUCAGACGUUGGAUCCAAGUUUAGCAGUGCGUUCUCAAAGUUUUCCAGCAAAGCAUCUCGUAUCGCGACUGGCGUGAGCAAUGAAAUUCAGAGUGAGCUCGUCCUCGGAGAUCGCCCAAGCAUCGUGAACAAGAAUCAUCGUCACGAUGAAGCACACGAGAUUGAGGCGGAUAACAUCAGAACGGCCAUCAACGAGAGUCAUCGCUUCAAAUCAUUCUCCAAUAUGCGAUCAGACAACUUUGUAAAGUGGCAUGUCGACGGUGCCGACUAUUUCUGGGCUGUGUCCGAGAUGCUCGAAGCCGCUACCGAAUGUAUCAUGAUUCAGGACUGGUGGCUGACACCAGAACUCUACCUUCGUCGUCCCCCCGCGAAGUAUCCCGAGUACCGAAUCGAUAGGAUUCUCAAACGCAGGGCAGAAGCGGGUGUCAAGGUCUACGUGAUCGUUUACAAGGAAGUCACUCAAGGCCUAGCCCUCUCGUCGAGGCAUACAAAGCAUCAUUUGCACGAUACGCAUCCAAAUAUCGCUGUCAUUCGCCAUCCUGAUCAUAUUGGAACUGGAUAUGGAGUCAUCACGAAAAGGCGCGUUGUCAUUGUUGAUAACCAUUUCGCCGCUGUUGGAGGACUUGAUCUAUGCUUUGGUCGCUGGGACAGUCACGCACAUCCCCUUGCCGAUGUACACCCUACCGACUUCUCCCGAACACUCUUUCCUGGCCAGGAAUAUAACAACUCGCGAGUGAAAGAUUUCUUGAAGGUUGAUCAUUUCGUCAACAAUGCCGUUUCAAUCAUCCAAACGCCUCGAAUGGCAUGGCAUGAUGUUCAUAUGACGCUCUCUGGACCAAGUGUUCUUGAUAUUGUUCAACACUUUACUGAACGCUGGAAUGAGCUGAAGCUUCGCAAGCAUAAGGAUGAUUCACGCUUUGACUGGCUUGCAUAUCCACACGACAAAUUGGUAGCUCCCAACGAGCCCGUCCACCGCCUCCGCCACCGCGAUGAGUGGCUUGAAAAGGGGCGUAAAUUCCGUCAACGCUUCCACAAGGGUCCUGAAUGGAAGCCAGUGGCCGACGAUCAUCAUCACAUGGAGCCUAUGGGAACCUGCAAGGUCCAGGUCGUUCGCUCUUGCUCCGACUGGAGUCAUGGCGUCCUCAAAGAGUCAUCUAUUCAGAACGCUUAUCUUGAGCUUAUUCGCGAGGCUGAACACUACAUUUACAUUGAGAACCAAUUCUUCAUUUCUAAUACGGGGGAUUAUGGACCAGUUCAAAAUCGAAUUGCUCAAGCUCUUGUCGAGCGAAUAAUUCGCGCUGCCAAGGAGGGCAAGCGAUUCAAAGUCGUGGUCCUCAUCCCAGAAGUACCAGGUUUCGCAGGUGACAUCGCUUCCAGCAAUGACCUGAAGACAAUUUUGGCGGCGACUUGGAGGACGAUCAAUCGUGGAGGACACUCGAUCUAUGAAGAAGUGAGAGCCGCGGGCUACGAGCCGAAGGAUUACAUUCGUGUAUAUCACCUACGAUCCUAUGAUCGCAUCAACGCCCCCUGGCCAUCCUUCAUCUCGGAAAUGGAGAAACAGAGCGGCGUCACGCUUCAUGAAGCUCAAAUCGCUCUUGCCAAACAAUGGGUCGGCGAACCCACUAUCUGGAGUCAACCAAAGAUUGGUAUUCAGAAACCUCUUCCAACCCAGGAGGGUAUCGUUCUUGAGAAUACCAAAGUAGAAGUAGAGGAAGUAGAGUUCCCAAAGACAGUCGAAGAGGCGGUCGAAACAAUACGCAAGUUUGAAAGCGCAGCAAAGACACUUCGUCCCGAUCACGAAGUCUCAGACAGUAUUGCGCAUCAUGCAAUGAUUGACGACACAAGCUUGUUGGAUGAAAAGUGGCUCGGUACAGAGCAAGAGGAACUUGAUGCAUAUGUCUCCGAGAUCCUCUAUAUCCACUCAAAGUUGAUGAUUGUUGACGAUCGUCGUGUUAUCUGCGGUAGUGCCAAUAUCAACGAUCGUUCUCAAAAGGGCAAUGGAGAUAGCGAGAUUGCUCUCGUCGUAGAAGACACGGAUAUGAUUGACAGUUUUAUGAACGGCGAGCCUUACCAGGUCGCUCGUUUCGCCACCACGCUUCGUCGUAGGCUUUAUAGAGAACAUCUUGGUCUAUUGAGGUGUGAACCAGUCGAUGAAGUCACGGACUUCAAACGGCCUCCUCCCAUCCCGAAUCCAAAUGAGAUCGGAACCGAAGAGGAUAAAUUGGUUGCAGAUCCGAUGUCCGAAGCGACGGAGCACCUCUUGAACAGCACAGCGCAGAGGAAUCGAGCAAUCUUCGCGGAGCUCUUCAAGACUGUUCCCUCCGAUACUGUCAGAAACUUUGAUCAGUACAAGAAAUAUGUUCCCAAGUCGAUGGUCUGCCACCUCGCUCCCGGACAGUCGCUCGAGCGAGUGAAACAGAGGCUUUCUGAAGCCGGCUCUCUGGCGCAAAAGCGGUUGGCCAGGGGCUUGAAACUAAACUUGACCGAGGCUACAGCCCUGAUUGCAUCUGUACUACAAGAGAGAAUUCGAGAUGGAGAACACACUGUUGCAGAGCUUAUGCAACACGGCAAGAACUUGCUUGGACGUCGCCAUGUCCUCCCGGGCGUAAUGCACCAACUUCACGAGAUCCAGGUUGAAGGCACGUUUCCGGAUGGCGUGUUCCUCGUCACUGUUCACGAUCCAAUCUGCUCGGAUGACGGUAAUAUCCACAAUGCGCUCUAUGGAUCGUUCCUCCCUCCGCCUCCCAAAGGAACUUUCGCACUCCCUGAGCCCGAGCCUCUCACAGAGGUCCCAGGAGCAAUCGUCGUCAAAACAGAUUCACCAAUCCUGUUAAACGAAGGGCGUGGCCGUGUUCAGCUUAAGGUCACGAACAACGGGGACAGACCUAUUCAAGUCGGGUCGCAUUAUCACUUUAUCGAAACCAACAAGGCACUCACAUUCGACCGCGGCUUAGCCUACGGAAAGCGGUUAGAUAUUGCCGCUGGGACGGCGGUUCGCUUCGAACCGGGAGAUCCCAAACUUGUAACACUUUGUGACAUAGGCGGUCAGCGUAUCAUCUCUGGAGGCAAUCGAAUCGCCAGCGGUCCUGUGGACUUGGGAAGGACUGAGGAGAUCGUCAGUUCACUCGUCCAAAAGGCGUUUGGUCACGUUCCAGAACCUGGAGCUUUGACCAUCAACUCGGAGACAACCAUCAGUCGCGAAGCGUAUGUCUCUAUGUUUGGGCCAACUGUUGGUGAUCUCGUCCGCCUUGGAGAUACACCAUUGUGGAUCGAGGUUGAGCGAGACGAGACUGUAUACGGAGAUGAAUGCAAGUUUGGUGGAGGCAAGGUGAUCCGAGAGGGCAUGGGACAGACUACUAAUCGGCCAGCAUCUGACUGUAUCGACCUUCUCAUCACGAAUGCUUUGAUCGUCGACUGGUCUGGGAUCUACAAGGCUGACAUUGGUGUCAAGAACGGCCUCAUCUGCGGCAUUGGCAAGGCGGGGAAUCCAGAGGUGAUGGCUGGUGUGCAUGAGAACCUCAUUGUGGGCUCUUCGACGGAAGUGCUCGCGGGGGAAAAACUCAUAGUCACUGCCGGAGCAAUCGAUGCACAUAUUCACUAUAUUUGUCCUCAGCAAUGCGAAGAGGCUAUCGCUUCUGGUGCCACCACCUUUAUUGGAGGUGGAACCGGUCCCUGUGCUGGGACGGCUGCAACGACUUGCACGCCGUCACCAUUCUACAUGCAACACAUGAUGGCAGCAACAGAUACGAUACCUUUGAACUUCCUUUUCACGGGUAAAGGAAACGACGCGGGUCCAAACGCUCUCGAGGAUAUAGUCAAGGCUGGUGCUGGUGGUCUCAAGCUACACGAGGACUGGGGAUCCACUCCCGCAGUCAUCACCAACGCUCUCGACAUUGGGGACAAGUAUGAUGUGCAAAUCAACAUUCAUACGGACACUCUCAACGAAAGUGGAUUUGUAGAUAGUACCAUCGAGGCCUUUGGAGGUCGAACUAUCCAUACCUAUCACACAGAGGGUGCCGGUGGUGGACAUGCUCCUGAUAUUAUUGUCGUUUGCGAGCACGAAAACGUCCUACCCUCUUCAACCAAUCCAACACGACCUUUCGCUCACAACACUCUCGACGAACACCUAGACAUGCUCAUGGUGUGCCACCAUCUGGACAAGUCCAUCCCCGAGGAUCUUGCUUUUGCAGAGUCACGCAUUCGGGGAGAGACCGUCGCCGCAGAAGAUGUAUUGCACGACAUGGGUGCCAUAUCCAUCAUUAGCUCCGACUCCCAGGCGAUGGGCCGUGUUGGGGAGGUCGUGAGCCGAACAUGGCGAACUGCCGCGAAGAUGAAGGCGCUUCGUGGUCCGUUGAAAGAGCUCGGUGACGGUGAGGGAAACAAGAAUGAUAAUGGCCGCGUCAAGCGAUAUAUCGCCAAGUAUACCAUUAACCCGGCAUUGGCGCACGGAAUUUCCCACCUAGUUGGGCAUGUCUCAGUCGGGACAAUGGCAGAUCUUGUGCUGUGGAAGCCUGAAAACUUUGGGAGCAAGCCAGAGAUGAUUCUUAAAUCCGGAGUGAUUACCUGGGCACAGAUGGGGGACGCAAAUGCCUCGAUUCCGACCGUCCAACCGUUUUACUCUCGACCAAUGUGGGGUUCCAAGGCUGCAUCUGCUGCUCUGAACUCGGUUACUUUUGUGUCGGAGAUUUCCCUCUCGUCGGCACGAUUGCAAGCUAUAAACUCUCGAGGCGACCAAAUAUGCGCCCUCCAGGCGAGACCUACGAACAUCCGUAACAUGUCUGUGAUCGCUCAUGUCGAUCACGGCAAGUCGACGCUCACAGAUGCACUGGUCACAAAAGCUGGUAUUAUUGCUCAGGCAAAUGCUGGUAACAUGCGAUACACGGAUACCCGCGACGACGAAAAGGAGCGAGGUAUCACCAUCAAAUCAACCGCCAUCUCGAUGUACUUUGAAAUCGACAAGGAGGAGCUUUCCGCCAUCAAGCAAAAGACUGAGGGUCCAGAAUUCUUGAUCAAUCUUAUCGACUCGCCCGGUCACGUCGAUUUCUCGUCCGAGGUCACGGCCGCCCUCCGUGUCACCGACGGUGCCCUCGUCGUCGUCGACUGUGUAGAAGGUGUCUGCGUACAGACAGAAACCGUCCUUCGUCAGUCGCUCACCGAGCGUAUCAAGCCUGUCGUUAUCAUCAACAAGGUCGACCGUGCCCUCCUCGAGCUCCAAGUCUCCAAGGAGGACCUCUUCCAAUCGUUCUCGCGUACCAUCGAAUCCGUCAACGUGCUCGUCUCCACUUAUCACGAUGCUGCUCUCGGUGACGUCCAGGUCUAUCCCGACAAGGGUACCGUCGCCUUCGGUUCAGGUCUCCACGGCUGGGCCUUUACCCUCCGCCAAUUCGCCACCCGCUACAGCAAAAAGUUUGGUGUCGACAAGGAGAAGAUGAUGACCAAGCUCUGGGGAGACAACUUCUUCAACCCCGCCACGAAGAAGUGGUCGACAAAGGCAAACGACGCUGAUGGCAAGCCGCUCGAGCGUGCCUUCAACAUGUUCGUCCUCGACCCCAUCUUCAAGAUUUUCGAUGCUGUCAUGAACUUUAAGAAGGAAGCUAUCGCCCCUAUGCUCCAAAAGCUCGAGAUUAACCUCCUCUCUGAAGAGCGUGAUCUCGAAGGCAAGGCAUUGCUCAAGGUCAUCAUGCGCAAGUUCCUCCCCGCUGGAGAGGCUCUUCUGGAGAUGAUUGUCAUCAACCUUCCCUCGCCCGCCACCGCCCAAAAGUACCGUGUGGAGACUCUCUACGAGGGUCCUAUGGACGAUGAGUCCGCCAUUGGUAUCCGUGACUGUGAUCCCAAGGGUCCUCUUGUCCUCUACGUCUCGAAGAUGGUGCCGACCUCUGAUAAGGGCCGAUUCUAUGCCUUCGGUCGUGUCUUCUCUGGUACUGUCCGCUCUGGACCAAAGAUCCGUAUUCAGGGUCCCAACUAUGUCCCAGGCAAGAAGGACGAUCUCUUUGUCAAGAGCAUUCAGCGAACAGUCUUGAUGAUGGGUCGCUAUGUCGAGCCUAUCGAGGAGUGCCCUGCUGGUAACAUUGUCGGUCUCGUCGGUAUCGAUCAGUUCUUGCUCAAGUCGGGUACCCUCACCACCUCGGAAACUGCCCACAACAUGAAGGUCAUGAAGUUCUCCGUCUCGCCCGUCGUCCAAGUCGCUGUCGAGGUCAAGAAUGCUGCCGAUUUGCCCAAGCUUGUCGAAGGUCUCAAGCGUCUGUCCAAGUCGGAUCCUUGCGUCCAAACCUGGAUUGCCGAGACUGGUGAGCACAUUGUUGCUGGUGCUGGUGAGUUGCACUUGGAGAUUUGCCUAAAGGAUCUCGAGGAAGAUCACGCUGGUGUACCUCUCAAGAAAUCGGAUCCUGUCGUCGGUUAUUGCGAGACUGUCCGUGCCGAAUCGUCGAUUGUCGCCCUCUCGAAGUCGCAGAACAAGCACAACCGUCUCUACGUCAAGGCUAUGCCUAUGGAGGAGGAGGUUUCUCUCGCCAUUGAGAGCGGCAAGAUCAGUGCUCGUGAAGACUUCAAGGUCCGAGCUCGUGUCCUCGCCGACGACUUUGGAUGGGAUGUCACCGAUGCCAGGAAGAUCUGGACAUUCGGUCCCGACGGCACCGGUCCCAAUCUUUUCGUCGAUGUCACCAAGGGUGUGCAAUACCUUAACGAAAUCAAGGAUUCGUGUGUUGCCGCCUUCCAAUGGGCCACCAAGGAGGGUAUGCGUGGUAUCCGCUUCAAUCUUCUUGAUGUCACGCUCCAUGCCGAUGCUAUCCAUCGUGGUGGUGGACAGUUGAUUCCUACCUGCCGCCGUGUCUGCUACGCUGCGUGCCUUCUUGCUACACCGGCGCUCCAGGAACCCGUCUACCUUGUCGAGAUCCAGUGUCCUGAAAACGCCAUUGGUGGUAUCUACUCGUGCCUCAACAAGCGUCGUGGUCAGGUCUUCUCGGAGGAGCAACGACCAGGAACACCAAUGUUCACAGUGAAGGCCUAUCUCCCAGUCAUGGAGUCGUUCGGCUUCACUGCGGAUCUUCGUCAAGCCACUGGUGGACAGGCCUUCCCGCAAUCCGUCUUCGACCACUGGGAGCUUAUGCCUGGCUCGUGCCUCGACAAAGGCUCCAAGGUUGAGGAAGUCGUCAAGAGCAUUCGUCUCCGCAAGGGUCUCAAGCCUGAGAUACCACCCUCGAUAACUACUACGACAAGUUGUAAAGGAUUCAGUCCCACAUGGAUGAGCGGUCGAUGGCCCAGUCGUCCGCAGUCAACGUUAGAAGCCGGAUCUUGUGUGGCAGAAACUGAGGACUGCGUGCUGUUGCGCGUCCCGGAUGAGGUACUCCUCGUCAUCUCGACCUAUCUCGAUGUGCUCUCGCUGCAAAACAUGGCACAUACAUGCAAACGGCUUCUCCCGAUAUUUCACGACGAGCUCAUUUGGGAUCAGCGUUUGAAAGAUCUCGUCGCACGACGUCCCGUGCCAUUGCGCGAUCGGAAUUAUGGAUACAACGCUGUCGCGCCAGACUUGGCGCCAGAGGAUGUGAGGAGGGCAGUAUUCCGAGCCACGCGACUUGAUUGGGUGUUUGCUCAGGAGGUCAUGAGACCGAUACGUGUUGUACGCUCCGUUGUAGACCCUGUGGAGACUGGAGAUGCAUCCGACAAUAUGCCCAGUGAAUCGGAGGAUGAUCUCCAAUGGAUAUGGAACAUGGAUCUCGACGACGUUUUGGUGCACUAUUCCCAGAAUAACUGGUUUUCGUGCAAAAUCAAAAAGACAGGAGAAGUCAUUGCUUUCAAGACAACACAUCGCCUGAGCUGCUGGGACUUUAGCCAGGACAUAGAAGGCCUCACCGUGGUCUUCAACUUUAACGACCAAGACACGUACGUCGCUUUACCUGCUUAUUUUCUCAACAACCAAACACCCCCCGCCAGCGACAGGAAGAUGCAGAUUUAUAGGAUCACGUUCGCCGACUCUUCUUGGAAGCUCAUUUGGGAUCAAUGGGACGCAACCCGUCAGGGUUGGGUUCGCAGUAACUUUCUCGAGGACGACAUUGCUGGAUGUGUGAUGACUGGAGGCAUGCAUACGUUCCUAUCAUUGCACGUAGUCAACUGGAGAACACGCAAGUACGCGGUUAUAAAUACUGGGAUCCUUUCACCAGUCAACUUCUCGGCCUCCUCCACUAAGCAACAUCUCUUGCUGUGUACGGAAAGGAUGGGAGCCACCGAGUCAUGGACAUACGAAUUCUCAUUCCUCAAGACACUUGUAGAGCGAGCCGAAUCUGAAAAUAUGCCGUACGAGGCAUUGGUAUUGCCUCAGUUUCAUCACCAGACACACUACACAACUCAGGAUGGGAUCACAGAACGCUGGGAUGGGCGCAUCGUACCAACCACAAGAGGUACCUGGCAGGCCGACAAGUGCAUCUUCAAUAUUUUCCACAGUGAAGGUAUUGCACGGGAGUGUAUAACUUGGACGCCUAUAUGUGAUGGUACCGAUAUUCCACUCGAAAGCAUGAUGGCCUCGAGCUCAAUCGAGGAGCGGGAGCCUGGAGACAACCUACCUUUGACAAGACACUCCAAGUCGCUCUCCCGGCGAGCAUACGUCUACCAUCUCCCAGAAGGAUGGAUAGUGUCAACAGGAAGUGGAUGGUAUGGGCUCUAUACGCUUGGACAUAGCGGAAAGCAUGCAGUGUGGGUGGAAGAGGAAGAAGAAGGGGACGGAGAGGAUACACUCGUCUGUCGGCUCGCCUCGUUCGAUCACAGUAACCACUCUGCAGAUGAACCUCCUUCCAGCAAAGUAUCAACUGUCGUGGUCGACGACGGUGAAUUCGAUUGGAGGCGGAUAUCAAAGGUUGACCUGGACGACAAUGCUGGAGUUUUGACAUGUGCAACUAGGAACGAAAUCUGGAAACUGUAUUUUUAA
Messenger RNA from Serendipita indica DSM 11827, 8919 nucleotides. NCBI's taxonomy places the organism in Eukaryota, Fungi, Basidiomycota, Agaricomycetes, Sebacinales, Serendipitaceae. The record is from the annotation of a GenBank genome assembly.